This is a messenger RNA of Drosophila guanche, 469 nucleotides long. RefSeq lists its product as uncharacterized. The record is from RefSeq and is a predicted model, not a curated record. Bases 107 to 469 code for a protein of 120 amino acids. Lineage: Eukaryota; Metazoa; Arthropoda; Insecta; Diptera; Drosophilidae. The transcript has 3 exons.
AUGACUUUAUCACACUGGAUGAAGAAGUGCUUCUUAAAGUCCGGGUGAUGCAAUAUCGGCGCUCUGGCAGUCUGUGAGAGGGACUGAAAUUGUCGAAAAAUUCCGGAUGAAUCGCCGAUACCAGCCCGCCGUACCCAAAAAUCUCCUGACUUGUCUCACGUUUUUCGGCAUCGGUAUCUGUACGAUCGCUUGCACCUUCUCGGGGUCGGUCCUCAGUGCGCCCUCGCCCACAAUGUACCCCAGGUUUGCCGUCUCCAGACACUUUGCGACUUCCUCUAGCAGAUUCACGUGCUCCUCAAACGUUCGGGAAAUCACCAACAGGUCGUCCAAGUACACAAACACGUGGCUUCGGAGUCGCUGCGGGAUUACCCGGUCCAUCAGCCGNAAAGCUUUCAAUACUUCAGCCCAUGCUUAUCUUAUCUUUUGUACGGGUCUGGCCACUGAUUUUAUUCUUUUACUUUUUCUUUAG